ACCAAAUUCCCUUUCCAUCACUGUACACAAAUCCAUCUCUUUCUUCCCCAAAUACACAUCUAAAUGCUCAUCUAACUCUAGUUAUUCUCUCCCACACUCUCAUGGAUCCAAGACUCUACAGUGUUGCAAGGCUGGGAAGCCUUGCUGCCUUGAAUUCCUUACUAGAAGAAGAUCCACUUCUCCUAGAAAAAGUUGCUCUAUCCUCCUCUGCUGACACUCCACUGCACAUUGCCACAAUUGCUGCUAAAACAGACUUUGCAAAAGAGAUGCUCCUCAGAAUGCCCAACUUUGCAUGGGAAUUGAACCAGGAUGGGUUCAGUCCCUUACACAUAGCUGCAGCCAUGGGCAACAUUGAGAUGACCAGAGAGCUUUUGUCCCUGGAUUCGGGCCUUUGCCUUGUUAAGGACAAGGUGGGUCGAACUCCACUUCACUGCGCAGCUAUCAAAGGGAGGGUGAAGAUAGCUGGGGAGUUGCUUUCCCACUGUUACGAGGCUGUUAAAGAAGUAAGUGGUGGAGGGGAGACUGCUCUUCACUUGGCUGUGAAGAAUAGCCAGUUUGAAGUGCUCAAAGUUUUGGUGGAAAAACUUGGGGAGGAUGAUCGUGAUCGACUCAUAAACGCCCAGGAUGAUCAAGGCCAUACUGUCUUGAAGUUGGCUGUGGCUAAGGGUCAGGUCCAGGCACAGAACUUACUCAAGAAUCAAAGCAAGCAAGACAAGGAUGUUUCAGAGGUCUCUCCCCGAGAUGUCCAAGACCAGCAACCUCAAACUGAUCUGGGAAUAAUUCCAAUAACUGAUCCCUCCCCAUUGCACCAACAACCAAAUCAAUCUAAAAGAAAUAAGUUAAAGCGGUUAUGGUUUGAGGCAGAGGAUAUGAUCCUGGUUGUGGCCAGUUUGAUAGCAACAGUCACCUACCAAGCAGGCCUUGCCCCUCCUCCAACCAUUUGGCAACAAGGCAUGAAACUGAACUUCGACUGCAUGUUCCGUGAGCGGCAAAAGAUAUCGUUAGAGGAUCCAUCCGAUACAUGCCCGGUUUUUACAUACUAUCUUUUCAUGUCCUUCAACACGGCCGGAUUCUUCUCUUCCAUCUUCCUCAUUUUCUCGUUUCGGAACAAGAACUUUGUGGCAGCUCUCCUGCCCGCUUCCCUUAUCUGCAUGGCGGUCACUUACAUAGCUUUAUCGCUCACCAUGUCGCCCAAUGCCAUCACCUUCCUUGUCAUAUACCUCAUUACAAUCAUGAUUUUGGUCUACAUUCUUUUCACUAUUAACGCCUUACAAGCGAUGCUUCAUGGAGUUAGUUGUGCAGGAGGAAAGGCUUUAGGCAAGAUAGGAUCUAAGUUAAGAACUAAGAGACAGUCGUCUGAUCUGGAAAACGACUACAAAGUAUAUAGUCCUUGACCUUGUGGACGAUGUAAUGAGCAGAACCUUUCUUUCUUUUUUUGAUGUACAUGAUGAAGUUGUUUGUGUAGAAUGAAAGCUUCUUUCCUCUGUAGCUCAGCGUUUAUGCUAGUUGUAAGCCCAGUGUCUUAACAACCUUGAUACUGAUAAAGCUUAUCUUUCACCA
Molecule: messenger RNA, 1560 nt
Organism: Vitis riparia (riverbank grape)
Lineage: Eukaryota; Viridiplantae; Streptophyta; Magnoliopsida; Vitales; Vitaceae
Product: ankyrin repeat-containing protein NPR4-like
Exons: 2
Coding region: 102-1394 (430 amino acids)
Molecular function (GO): protein binding
Source: RefSeq, a predicted model, not a curated record